Suncus etruscus (white-toothed pygmy shrew) is the source of this 627-nucleotide messenger RNA. It is a transcript of the gene NKX2-8, whose product is annotated as NK2 homeobox 8. The record is from RefSeq and is a predicted model, not a curated record. Gene Ontology annotation, biological process: regulation of transcription by RNA polymerase II; cell differentiation. The coding region runs from base 1 to 627 and encodes 208 amino acids. Gene Ontology annotation, molecular function: RNA polymerase II cis-regulatory region sequence-specific DNA binding; DNA-binding transcription factor activity, RNA polymerase II-specific. NCBI's taxonomy places the organism in Eukaryota, Metazoa, Chordata, Mammalia, Eulipotyphla, Soricidae. Gene Ontology annotation, cellular component: nucleus. The transcript has 3 exons.
AUGGCCGCCCCCGGACGCCCUAGCUUCUCGGUGCGCAGCCUCCUGGAUCUCCCCGAGCAGGACGCGCAGCAUGUGCGGGGGCGGGAGCCGGCGCCCCGAGCCCCCCGGCCCAGCGCCCCCUGGCUGGAUCCCGAACGCGGCCCCUACCCCUGUGAGGAUGAUGCUGAUGCAAGCCCACUGAGCUCCUCGGAUGAGAGCGGCGCGGAGCCCGGCCCCGCGGCGGCGGUGGCCAAGCGCAAGAAGCGGCGCGUGCUCUUCUCCCGAGCGCAGACGCAGGAGCUGGAGCGGCGCUUCGGGCAGCAGCGCUACCUGUCGGCGCCCGAGCGCGAGCAGCUGGCGCGCCGGCUGUGUCUCACGCCCACGCAGGUCAAAAUCUGGUUCCAGAACCAUCGCUACAAACUAAAACGGGCACGGGAUCAGGCUGGGGCGCCGCGCCGCGGGGGAGCCCCGGGCGACGCUUCGGACGGGAGCUCGGCCUCCUCGCAGGACCGGGGCCCAACGCCCCCAGCCGCCGCGGCCUGCCCCCUGCCUGGCCACGCGGCCUUCGGGCCCUACUCGGCGGCCUUCGGCCUCUUCCCCGCCUACCAGCGCUUCGCACCCCCGGCCCUGCUCGCCUGGAAUUGGUGA